AUGCCUACAAUAUUCUCUUUGGCUCUCGGUACCCAGCGUACUGCUGGCCUCGACGCACAACUGCAAUCCGCCAGGAAAAAGCGAAAAAGGUUGCAAGCAACACAAGAUGGAAUGCAAGAGCAGGGACACGACGCAUCACAGAACCAAGUCAAGAGCAACAUUGAACUUGAAUACACUGCUGUCGUAUCUCCUCUGGAGAGGUUACAACGACGUGUUGCUGGCCAGCCGCUGGAUCAGCCUCCUCCGCCGUUGCCGUUUCCUCACGCUGGAAGAGCUUCGACGAUAAGUUGGACGGUUGACGAACUGCCUGGUACCGACGAUUCGGCUACCAGUGGUUCUGCAAGCGUUGACAAUGUUUCAAGGAGUUUGCACCUCCAACAUCUUGCUGCACUGACGGCCAUAGUGCAUCGAAGUCUGCUAACAGAAGAAUUCACCAGGGCAUCAAGAGCCCUUGGCUUGAUGUUCCGGGAAGACAGUGUCAGGCGCAACGCCGCCACCCGCAAUCACGGCUAUACGGGCAUUGCUGCAGAGGUCUUGUUACGGCAAGGUUGUUCAAGAGAAGCGGCGGGUGAUAUUCCACAAGCAACGCUGCCAUUCACUCGCGAAGGGUUCGAAAAUGCUAAACGAUUUUAUGAGAGGCUUAUCAUCAAGCAUCCCUAUCAUAAAUCUUGGCCAACGUCCGUUAAUGCUGUGGAUUUCUACCUCGCGAUGUUCAAUCUAUGGAUCUACGUUACCCACGCAGAGAACAAUGCCGCUCCCUCAGACCUGCGUCAAGAAGACGAGAAUCUCGACGCAUCCGCGCGUUCCCCGCGCAUUGAUAGAACGUAUUCCCAUGCUCGAGCCAAGGUGAGGGAACUUGAACAAGCUAAUGAGAUCGCAAUCAGAAUGGAUACUUGCAUGGCGACCCUGCCAUACAUGGACGAGCCUGAACUGAUUCGACUCCGGGCCAUGGUUGCACUGUGGACUGCAGAUCUACAUGACUAUAUAAGUGAUGACCAACGAGACCCGGAGCAGCAAGUUUUCUCAGAUCUCGCGGGCGAACCUGACGAUGCCACCUCCAGGCGCGAACACGCCCGCGAGGCUGACCUUGCACGUGACCUUGCACGUGAGUUGCUGGCGCGAUUGGAAGGUGACCCGAGAAGCGAUGAAUGA
Molecule: messenger RNA, 1152 nt
Organism: Capronia coronata CBS 617.96
Lineage: Eukaryota; Fungi; Ascomycota; Eurotiomycetes; Chaetothyriales; Herpotrichiellaceae
Exons: 1
Coding region: 1-1152 (383 amino acids)
Biological process (GO): nucleolar large rRNA transcription by RNA polymerase I
Cellular component (GO): RNA polymerase I core factor complex
Molecular function (GO): TBP-class protein binding; RNA polymerase I core promoter sequence-specific DNA binding
Source: RefSeq, a predicted model, not a curated record